Molecule: messenger RNA, 2806 nt
Organism: Corvus hawaiiensis (hawaiian crow)
Lineage: Eukaryota; Metazoa; Chordata; Aves; Passeriformes; Corvidae
Gene: KCNN1
Product: potassium calcium-activated channel subfamily N member 1
Exons: 10
Coding region: 98-1732 (544 amino acids)
Biological process (GO): potassium ion transmembrane transport
Cellular component (GO): neuronal cell body; plasma membrane; neuron projection
Molecular function (GO): calmodulin binding; small conductance calcium-activated potassium channel activity
Source: RefSeq, a predicted model, not a curated record
CCCCAGGACCCCCCCGGCCGGCCCCGGGGAGCCCCAGCAGGUCGCCCCCGCGCCGCUGAGCCAUGCGGGAUCGCCCGGCGCCGUCCCCGCCAGAGCCAUGAGCGGCUGCCGCUACAAUGGGGGGGUGACACGGCCCCGGGGCCCCCUGAGCUCCUCCGCCCGCACCCCGCAGCCGCUGGAAGGGGAGACGCAGCCGCUGCGCAGCCCCUGCCCGUCCCCGCGCCUCGAGGUGGUGGUGUCCCGGCCGGAGCAGCCCGGGGGAGCGGAUCCCGGCCCCGCCGCGACCCCCCCGGGGCAGGAUGCGGCCGAGGAGCGGGCGGGGGAGCCGCGGAGGAACCAGAACAUCGGCUACAAGCUGGGCCACCGGCGAGCCCUCUUCGAGAAGCGCAAGCGCCUCAGCGAUUACGCCCUGAUCUUCGGCAUGUUCGGCAUCGUGGUCAUGGUCACCGAGACGGAGCUGUCCUGGGGGGUCUACACCAAGGAGUCGUCGUAUUCGUUUGCACUGAAAUGCCUUAUCAGCCUCUCCACCCUCAUCCUGCUGGGGCUCAUCGUCAUGUACCACGCCAGGGAGAUCCAGCUGUUCAUGGUGGACAACGGCGCGGAUGACUGGCGCAUCGCCAUGACCUACGAGCGCAUCUUCUUCAUCGCGCUGGAGCUGAUCGUGUGCGCCAUCCACCCCAUCCCCGGGCAGUACCUGUUCACCUGGACGGCGCGCCUGGCCUUCACCUACGCCGCCUCGGUGGCCGACGCCGACGUGGACAUCAUCCUGUCCAUCCCCAUGUUCCUGCGGCUCUACCUGAUCGGCCGCGUGAUGCUCCUGCACAGCAAACUCUUCACCGACGCCUCGUCCCGCAGCAUCGGCGCCCUCAACAAGAUCAACUUCAACACCCGCUUCGUCAUGAAGACCCUCAUGACCAUCUGCCCCGGCACCGUGCUGCUGGUGUUCAGCAUCUCCUCCUGGAUCAUCGCCGCCUGGACCGUCCGCGUCUGCGAGAGGGACAAACUGUACCACGACAAGCAGGAGGUGACCAGCAACUUUUUGGGGGCCAUGUGGCUGAUCUCCAUCACCUUCCUGUCCAUCGGCUACGGGGACAUGGUGCCCCACACCUACUGCGGCAAGGGCGUCUGCCUGCUCACCGGCAUCAUGGGCGCCGGCUGCACCGCCUUGGUGGUGGCCGUGGUGGCCAGGAAGCUGGAGCUGACCAAAGCGGAGAAACACGUCCACAACUUCAUGAUGGACACGCAGCUCACCAAGCGGGUGAAAAAUGCUGCUGCCAACGUACUCAGGGAAACGUGGCUCAUCUACAAACACACCAAGCUGGUGAAGAAGAUCGACCAUGCCAAAGUUCGGAAACACCAGCGUAAGUUCCUCCAAGCCAUCCAUCAGCUGAGGAGUGUGAAGAUGGAGCAGCGCAAGCUCAACGACCAGGCCAACACCUUGGUGGACCUGGCCAAGACCCAGAACGUGAUGUACGACAUGGUGUCGGAGCUGCAGGAGCGCCACGAGGACCUGGAGAAGCGGCUGGGAGCGCUGGAGAGCAAACUGGAGGCGCUGGGGCUGAGCCUGCUGGCGCUGCCGGGGCUCGUCAGCCAAGCCCUGGGCCAGCAGCAGCGGGAGCUGCUCGGGGCGUGGCCCCCCCGCCUCUGCUCCGCCACCGCCCCCUGCACCCCCACCCGGGCCCCCUCCCGAGCCGCCCCCGACAGCCCCCGGCCCGCCUCGGAUAGUGGGUGAGAGGUGGGGGGUGCUGGGGACACCCCCGUGUCCCCCCUCUGUCACCUCAGAUAGAGGGUGGGGGGUGCUGGGGGCACCCCCGUGUCCCCCUCUGUCACCUCAGAUAGAGGGUGGGGGGUGCUGGGGGCACCCCCGUGUCCCCUUUGGUCACCUCAGAUAGAGGGUGGGGGGUGCUGGGGACACCCCCAUGUCCCGUUCUGUCCCCCCCUCACCCCUUUGGACUGUGGAUAAUGGGGUGGGGGGGCUGGGGGAGCAUCCAGGGGUCCCCUUCUGUCCCCACCCCCCAGGUCUGAGAGCGGUGGGGACACCCAGGGGUCCCCCCUCUGUCACCUCCCCCUACCUCGGGUAGUGGGUGACGGGGUGGGGGCGUGGUGGGGACACCCCCAUGUCCCCUUCUGUCCCCCCCCCACCCCUUUGGACUGCGGAUAAUGGGGUGGGGGGGCUUUGGGGAGACACCCCCAGCCCCCUUUGUGCCCCCCUCACCUCCCGGGACAGUGGGUGAGGACUGCGGGGGGGGGAGUCUUGGGGACACCCCCAUGUCCCCUUCUGUCACCUCUGCACCCCUUUGGACUGUGGAUAAUGGGGUGGGGGGACUUGGGGGUCACCCCCAGCCCCCUUUGUGCCCCCCACCCUCCCUCCUCACCCUCGGGACGGCAGUUUUGGGGUGCAGAGGGGGGGUCACAGAUCCCUUUGUGCCCCCCACCCUCCUCACCCUCAGGACGGCGGUUUUGGGGUGCAGAGGGGGGGGUCACAGCUCCCUUUGUGCCCCCCAGCCUCCUCACCCUCAGGACGGCUGUUUUGGGGUGCAGAGGGGGGGUCCCAGCUCCCUUUGUGCCCCCUCCUCACCCCCAGGCCCGGCAGCUCUGGGGUGGGUGCAGGAUAGGGGGGGUGUGGGGAGUCCCAGCUCCCUUUGUGCCCCCCACCCUCCCUCCUCACCCGCGGGACGGGCGGUUUUGGGGUGCAGGGGAGGGGACCGGGGGGGUCCCGGGGGGGGCCCCGUUAAUGUCUGGCCAUCGUGUGGCUGAUCUCAGUAGCUUUGUUCUGUAAAGCCCUGUAUAAACUUCCUGCGUUCAC